This is a messenger RNA of Phalaenopsis equestris, 1644 nucleotides long. RefSeq names its product ribosome biogenesis protein WDR12 homolog. The record is from RefSeq and is a predicted model, not a curated record. The coding region runs from base 133 to 1446 and encodes 437 amino acids. Gene Ontology annotation, molecular function: protein binding. The transcript has 14 exons. Gene Ontology annotation, cellular component: preribosome, large subunit precursor. Lineage: Eukaryota; Viridiplantae; Streptophyta; Magnoliopsida; Asparagales; Orchidaceae. Gene Ontology annotation, biological process: ribosome biogenesis.
AUGUCCCUCCCCCUCUGUUUCGUCCCAAAGUCGACUUUUGCGACCGAACACCCUCGCGAUAUGGUCGCAAUUGGAGCUAGCUGAGAACGCAACAACGGGAUCGAGGCUUACAGGGAACAUUCUCCGGCAAAAAUGGGUUCCAAUGGGAUCAACGAGGACUUAUCAAGACAAGUUCGUGUUCGCUUUCUGACUAAGCUGCCUCCGCCGUUUAAAGUUCAGACGAGCUCCAUUGCAAUUCCAGCUAAUCUCAGUAGAAUGGGGCUCUCAGAGAUUGUGAACCUUCUUCUGAAGAACAGCAAUGCAGAGUUCGAAACUACACCUUUUGAUUUUCUAAUUGAUGGAGAACUUAUUCGAAUGCCGCUAGAACAAUUUCUUCUUGUGAAGAGUAUAUCUGCUGAAAAAAUACUUGAAAUAGAAUAUAUAAGGGCUGUAGCUCCUCGAAAGCAUGAAGAUCCACAUUUGCAUGAUGAUUGGGUCAGCUCAAUAGAUGGAUCUAAUCCAAGAUUUGUUUUGACUGGUUGCUAUGAUAAUCUUGCACGGAUAUGGAAAGAUGGUUCAUUUUGCACGCAUAGCUUGCAAGGGCAUAAUGGUGCAAUUACAUCUGUCUGUGUAAUCAAUCAAAAAGGAAAUUCUAGUCGUAAUGACAUUUGUAUAGCCACUGGUUCAAAAGACAAGACGCUGAGGCUAUGGAUGUUUGAUGUAGCGGAAUCUGCUGAUAAUCCAGUUAGGAUUGGAGCAUUUAAAAUUCUCAGGGGGCAUACAUCCUCAGUGCAGAGCAUCUCAGCUAUUCCUUCUGGAGAUAUGGUAUGCUCAGGCUCGUGGGAUAGUUCGAUCAAGUUGUGGAAAGUUGUCUCUGAAGGAGAUGGCGACUCUGUGUCAAUAAAGCGAAGAAGGCUUAUAACUAAUGUUGACGAGCCACAAUUGGAGGCGGAAGCUACAGCAGAUCUUGUUGGUCAUACACAGUGUGUAUCAUCUAUCGUCUGGUUAGAGCCUCAAACCAUAUAUUCAGCAUCAUGGGACCAUUCUAUCAGAAUCUGGGAUGUUCCAUCAGAGAAAGCAACAUCGAAUUUGGUUUGUGGGAAAGCUCUGAAUUGCCUCGAUGUUGGAGGUGAAGGGUCCGCACUUAUUGCUGCUGGAGGUUCGGAUCAUGUCUUGCGAGUUUGGGACCCCCGCAGGCCGAGUAGUUCGGCGCCAAUUUUUCAAUUCUCGUCUCAUUCGCUUUGGAUUAGUGCUUGUAAAUGGCACCCGAGAUCCAUAUUUCACUUGCUUUCGGCUUCUUAUGAUGGGAAGGUUAUGUUAUGGGAUUUGAGAACUGCGUGGCCUUUAGCGAAAAUAGAUGCACAUAAGGAUAAGGUACUGUGUGCAGAUUGGUGGAAAGAUGAUAGUGUAGUUAGUGGAGGAGCUGAUUCAAAAUUGUUCAUUUCUUCAGGGAUAUCAAUAAUUUGAAACUUCUCAAUGAUAUCUGGAGCUACGCUGUGCCUUCAGAUGAACUAUUAGAGGGACCAUGAAGUAAUUAGUGAAGAGUUUCAAUUUUGCUCAUAUCUUAUGCACCCUUUUGAGGGAAACCUUUUUUUUAUAUUAAUUUAAAAUUUAUUUAAUUUAUUGAAUGUCAGAAUACUGUUAUAUUGUUUAGCAGAAAGUGUU